Molecule: messenger RNA, 1821 nt
Organism: Cladocopium goreaui
Lineage: Eukaryota; Dinophyceae; Suessiales; Symbiodiniaceae
Source: the annotation of a GenBank genome assembly
AUGGGGUCACCCACUGAGGAACAACUCCAACAACGUAAACGGGCUACUCCACAGCCUAAUCUGGCUGAGCUAUUAGUGGAUGAAUUUUCAUCAGGAGCAUCAAGUGCGUCUCGCGUUCAGAGGACUGCAUCCUCAGCACUGCGCUGGCUGCACAAGCACGGUGGCAGCACAACCAAAACGGACAUGGUUGCUAGAAUUUCUGCUGUUGGUGCCGGAGGCCUUCAUCAGAACAAUGCUGAGCGUGAUCUUCAUCGGCUUCUGCAAAGAGUGUCGCUGUCCCUUGCUGCAAAGCAUGAAACCGUUCAGGUUCGGAUGGUGAACCCGUCGACCCUGGAGAUUGGUUGGGAACCGUUGCCGGUGCUGUUUCCCGAUGCUUUGAUCGAGGCUUUUUGGGAAGCUGGUGAAGAUGUUUUCCGAUAUUGCCUUUUCGGCAUGAAGACCGAAGAUGAGAUACGUCAGAUUUGGAAGCACAUGAAGAAGCAUUGCCAGUGGGUUUCAACACACCCAGCGUCUGGUUGGAAGUGGCAGAGGAAGGUGGCAAGCCUUGGAAUGUAUGGAGACGAGAUCCAAUGCUACAGAAACAGUGAGUGUGGGGUGGUCAGUGUGACGGCCUGGACAUCAGAGUUUUGCACUGACAACAUUCCUCUUCUGAGAUACUACCCGAUCGCUAUUUGGUCAGAGCACUGCGAGUCCGAGUUUACGUAUGGAGACCUGGAACAACACUUGCUCCCACGAUGGCGCCGAUUGUCUGACACAUCCGAGACUUGGCCUUGGACGGAUGCUGGAUAUCUGAUGGCCUACACUUUCUGCCAGGGCGACCUGAAAUGGAUAAAUUCCCGCAUGGGUGGUUUACAUAACUAUAGGCGCAACGACUUUUGCAGCCGUUGUGAAUGUGUGAAGAAUGAUCCAAACCCAGCGUUGACCUUGCCGAACAUGGGUGAUGAUCCAGACACACACGCAGUUCGCACCUACUCUUCAGAGCAACUGCAAGCCUUUUCCCCGCUCCUGGGGCUCCCUGGAAUGUGCCUCAGCCGCGUGAUGCACGAUGACCAGAUUUGCCGUUCAGGAGCCGCUUUGAUUUACAUGGCUGAAGCGGGCUACUGGGGGCCAAUGAUGUACCGUGCUGGAAAGUACGAAGACCGUCUUGCGCCAGUACUUCGCCGAGCCCAUCGAGACUUUUUGUUUUUCAAGAAACUCGAAAAGCUUAGUUGCAGCCAGCCGCGCUUCACACCGGCCAGACUGAACCGAAAGCUCCAGACCAGCCCUUUAGCUUGUUUCCCUGCGCUGCAAUCGAAAGCUGUGGCGAGCAAAGUGAUCACUUGUUGGCUUAGCAAUAGAGCAGUUCAAUUUGCUCAACGUCCUGGUGCGACGAAAGCUGACCGUGUCAUGUCCAUUUGCUUGUAUUCAUACUUCAGGAUGAUUCAGAUCAUGGAUGGGGCGAACCACAUCAUGACUGAGAGUGAGGCGGCAGACUUCCAUGGGUGCACUAUGAGGCACUUGCGUGCUUACAUUUGGCUCCACCAACAUGGGAUGUCGAUGCAUGCUCCACGGCAGAUGCCUGGGAGAAGGUGCUGGCUGCUGCUGCCAAAGCUCCACCAUUUGUGGCACCUAGCUUUUGACACGCUGGAAACUUUGAUCAACCCCAAAAACAGUUUGCUCCUAUCUGCCGAGUCGUUUGUGGGUGAAAUUGGGCGAAUAGCCCGGGCAUGCCACAGGAGCACAGUGUCCAGGCGAACUUUGGAUAGAUGGGCUGCAAAGAUGGCCCUAAAGUUAGCAGAGCUUUCAAAGCAGUUGCGGGAGGAUGAAACCCAGGCAUGUUGA